Molecule: messenger RNA, 2205 nt
Organism: Zygotorulaspora mrakii
Lineage: Eukaryota; Fungi; Ascomycota; Saccharomycetes; Saccharomycetales; Saccharomycetaceae
Exons: 1
Coding region: 1-2205 (734 amino acids)
Biological process (GO): positive regulation of transcription by RNA polymerase II; DNA-templated transcription
Molecular function (GO): sequence-specific DNA binding; zinc ion binding; DNA-binding transcription factor activity, RNA polymerase II-specific
Source: RefSeq, a predicted model, not a curated record
AUGACAUCGAAAGUCGGAAAAGAGAUAGCGAAGAAAGAAAUUGGUAUAUGUUCCGCCUCUUUUGGAAUUGAGUGCGGAAAAAUGAAGAAAAGCGGCAAAAAGUACCAAACAGGAGCAUGCUGUCACUGCAAAAGGAGAAGAAAGAAAUGCAAUGGGCAAUAUCCCACCUGUUCAAACUGUCGUUCAGCUAGUGUAGUUUGCACCAUGAUAGACCUUGCUUCAGGGCGCGAGAUCCCAAGAAACUACGUAGAAAAGCUGGAGAAUAAAAUUUCUGAUCUUGAGCGUACCUUGAAUAGUGGAAAAAAUCGAAGGAAUAGUACAGACAGUGCUGAACAAAAAGCCGAUAUGGUUGAAAAGCCAGAAAGCCAAAGUGAAGAUGAAGGGGUAGAUGAGCUAGCUGGCUCUGGAAACAAAGACCUUGCACGAGAUGUGGGCUACAUAACUUUAGCAGCAGCCGCAGAGCCACGUUAUCUGGGGGCAAGUAGCGCAUACUCGAUAGCCAAGGUUAUCACUCAUUCGAUACAUUACUACCAGCAAAAGCAAAGGAGUGUUACAGUAGGAAAGAGGAACCUAUUGAAUUCAAGGAAUGCCCAUGUAGAAGAGCGCCAGGAGCAGCUGUUAGCAUUAGAAAUAAAUAAGCCAAAUGAGGAGACGGGAAGAAAGCUUUUGAAGGCUUAUCAUCGUGGCGUUCAAUGCCAAUAUCCAUUCCUCGAUUGGUCAUGGGUAUUGAGAUGUUUUGACGAAGUCAUAAAGAAGGAAACACAGAAUGAUAUUUCUUCUUUCUUCAUCUAUAUGAUAUUUGCAAUUGGUAGUCAACUUAUAGAAGGAGUUUCACGGACACCAUCGACUCUCCAUGCAAGGUCUUACUACAACAAGGCUUUCGAGCACAUAACUUCCAUCAUAGAAGACACAAGCAUACGAUCAGUCCAAGUGUAUUUAAUUUUGGGAAUUUUUUCCCAAAAAAUGCCAUGUGGGAGCUCUAUCUGGCAGACUACAGGCCUUGCCAUUAGGACUUCAGUGGCAUUAGGUUUGCAUCGAUCAUUGAGCCACAUAAACAAGAAAAGCAGACAAAAGGAAGUAGACCGCGCUAGCAAAGACCUUCGAGCAAGAGUCUUCUGGUGCGCAUAUAGCUUAGAGAGGAUCAAUGGGCUUGUGCUUGGUCGCCCCUUUGGUUUAUCUGAUGUGGAUAUAGACGUUCCCUUUCCAGACUCGGAAGAAUAUAUUGUUGCCAACCAUGUCUUCAAACUACGUAAAAUACAAUCUAGUAUAUGCGUGUUUGUUUACGGUCCUAGGCAUUUUAACGAAGAAGAAGAUGAGGUAAAUAUCACAAGGCAUCAAAUAAUGCUUGAGCUCAGUAGCUGGAAGUCAACCUUCCCGGUCAACAACCACGCCAAGUGUACUUGGGAAACUGAUAAUUGGUGUACAAUUUCACAUCACAAUUCAGUUCUACUACUUUUGCGUCCUGUGGUGCUUGAAGUGUCAGAAAAGAAAGGGCGUACACCAGCUUCCACAAUUGAAUGGUUCAAAAUUUUUACACAAUCAGCAUCAGCUAUAUGCUUGAAUUACAAGGAGCUGCACUCAAUCCAAAAGUUAAGCUAUACAUGGCUGGCACUUCAUUGCGUGUUUAUUGCAGGACUUUCAUUUCUGUAUUGUAUAUGGCUUGAUUGCUCCUUGAAAAUAUUGCAGUGGAGGAAGAAGAGUACAAUUUACGAUACUAUAUCUGCAUGCUCUAAUAUUCUUUACGUUUUAGCGGAACGAUGGGACAGCGCUACAGUAUUUCGCAACUCUUUCGAACAAAUGUCAAGAUCUAUCUUAUCCAAAGUAGAAAAUGAAGAUGAAGAGACGGAUGCUGAGAAUGAUACUCUCAGCCCAAAAAGGGAGAUAAUGUUUAAAGAGUUUUCCUACACUGCCGAUAGGAUAAGGAAUUCUUACAAUUCUGGCUCCCUAAGGAACUUACAACCCUUGCAUGAGGCACAAGAAUACGGAGCAGACCUGGGACCUACAGAUGGCGUCUCAUUUUCAAUCCCAUCAUCUGUCUCUAGUAACUCUACUCCUACAGGUUCGGUCAAUAAUUCAUUCGAUAGAAAGGAAAAAAUGGACGACAGUGCGGGAGACUCAAUAUGGGACUUUUUGAACAAUGAAGGAGAUCAAUUCUUGAGGACAAUCUUUUAUGACAUAGAAGAGACACUGCAAACGACAAAAUAG